Strongylus vulgaris is the source of this 294-nucleotide messenger RNA. The record is from the annotation of a GenBank genome assembly. Lineage: Eukaryota; Metazoa; Nematoda; Chromadorea; Rhabditida; Strongylidae.
AUGCGAAUUGUAGGCACAUACUUGUACCCGAUAGACUGUAGUUUGAUUCUCAACGUUCUAGAUAAUAUGGUCGAGCUCAUUGAGAGCAAUGGAGUACGGCAAGCUGUUCUCGAUCUGCCACAGCUUGAUGUCAAUAAUCUCGUGACGUACGAGGAUUGGAGAACUGCACAUCUGCUCUUAGUCACCAUAACAUCAGGCUAUCUAUGGAGCGGCAAGCCCAGUGAUGUAAAUUCUUGUACUCUGAAGAUUAGAUUCAACGAUUUAUUGUGGCAGGAAGGUAGAAUUGUAAAAUAG